GGACAGAAUCUGAAUCCCACAUGAGCUACGAGAAUCCUCCACCCUACCCCGGCCCGGGCCCGACCGCCCCUUACCCACCCUAUGCCCAGCAGCCGGGUGGUCCUCCAGGCCCCUACCCAGGCUACCCUCCUGGACCCACGGGGCCAUACCAGCCAGGCCAGCCAGGUUACCAAGGUUACCCCCAGUAUGGAUGGCAAAAUGCACCUCCUCCUCCUCCAGGACCCAUGUAUGCAGACGGGCCUAAAAACACAGUGUACGUGGUGGAGGAGCGGCGGAGGGACGACACGGGCGAGAGCGCCUGCCUGACAGCCUGCUGGACCGCGCUCUGCUGCUGCUGCCUCUGGGACAUGCUGACCUGAGCGCGCCACCCGGACCUCUCACGAGUGCUAUGCAGGCUCCCCACUCCUGUCCCCACUUCUGUUACUGUAAUCAACGCUCUGCUUUGCACAGCCCGGAGUCCGUCUGUCCGUCCUAGCGCCUUGGUGGGGUGGGGGGUGCACUCCUUUAUUUUAGUAAAGAGAACACGAAA
Molecule: messenger RNA, 529 nt
Organism: Dryobates pubescens (Downy woodpecker)
Lineage: Eukaryota; Metazoa; Chordata; Aves; Piciformes; Picidae
Gene: CYSTM1
Product: cysteine rich transmembrane module containing 1
Exons: 2
Coding region: 21-359 (112 amino acids)
Cellular component (GO): extracellular exosome
Source: RefSeq, a predicted model, not a curated record